Daphnia pulex (common water flea) is the source of this 2978-nucleotide messenger RNA. Its product is annotated as polyadenylate-binding protein 4-like. Gene Ontology annotation, molecular function: RNA binding. Gene Ontology annotation, cellular component: ribonucleoprotein complex. Lineage: Eukaryota; Metazoa; Arthropoda; Branchiopoda; Diplostraca; Daphniidae. The record is from RefSeq and is a predicted model, not a curated record. Bases 662 to 2611 code for a protein of 649 amino acids. The transcript is spliced from 8 exons.
CUUUUAAGCGAAAGUAUGAUAACGCAUCUGGCAAUUGGAAGCUUUAUCGAUGACGUCGCGCUUCCAAAUAAACGGAUCUGAUGUUCCUUAAAGCCUAAGGAGAUCUAUCGAGAAAUUUCAUCGCGUAACGUUCGUCCUUUGUUUCAAAAGGAAAUUAAGCUACGCUGCCAAGUUUCGAAUAAACGAAAUGCGCUUUCUUGGAUUGGUGGCGCCUCUCGAAUUCAGCCUGGAUCGCACACUCUCCGGGCGACAGCGAGAGUGGUGGGUCGACUUCUUCGUUUUUCUAUUUUCUAAAUGCAAAAAAUCACAAAAAAAUUGUAAUUUUGCCAAAAACCUAAAAAAAAAAAAAAAAACUAAGAACACUAACUUAAUUUAAGUUAGAAAAAAAAUCUCCUUUGGUGAAACAACUGUGCUCUUAUUCCAUCACAAUCAGUUACACUCGGUUUCUACGCCAUUUGUCUCGUAAGUACAUUUUCAACAUGGCAACCAUCCCUUCUCACGCGUUCGUAUCACAUUGCGUCAAUUAGUCGUUGACGUCAGUGAAACGUUUCAUAUCCCUUUUGAUAAUGUUGCUCUAAUUUUUUUGCUAAUCUUCUCUUUUUAUCUGCAGAUCAACUAAAUAUCUUUUGCCAUCUUGAUAAAUUUGACAACUUUCUGAAAAAUGAACAACACUGCUGGAGCUAAUUACCCAAUUGCCUCUCUAUACGUUGGUGAUCUUCACAAUGAGGUCACUGAAGCCAUGCUUUUCGAGAAAUUUUCCACUGCUGGGCCUGUGGUUUCCAUUAGAGUAUGCAGAGACAUGAUCACUCGUCGUUCACUUGGCUAUGCCUAUGUCAAUUUCCAACAACCAGCUGAUGCUGAACGAGCCCUAGACAGCAUGAACUUUGAUGUCCUUCGGGGAAGACCAAUUCGUAUCAUGUGGUCACAGCGUGACCCAUCCCUUCGUCGUUCUGGUGUUGGCAACAUAUUCAUCAAGAACCUUGACAAAACAAUUGACAACAAAGCUAUGUACGAUACAUUCUCUGCUUUUGGCAACAUAUUGAGCUGCAAAGUUGCUCAGGAUGAAGCUGGAAACUCAAAAGGAUAUGGGUUUGUCCACUUUGAAACAGAAGAGUCUGCCGUUAAUGCCAUUACAAAGGUAAAUGGCAUGUUGCUCAAUGGAAAGAAAGUCUUCGUUGGCCGCUUCAUUCCACGUAAGGAUCGCGAGCGUGAGUUGGGAGAGAAGGCUAAAUAUUUCACCAAUGUCUAUAUCAAGAAUUUCGGUGAUGAGUUUGAUGAUGAGAAACUCUUCGAAUGUUUCUCCAAGUAUGGAAAAGUCACAUCUCACAAGGUCAUGUCUAGUGACGAUGGGAAAUCUCGUGGUUUCGGAUUUGUUUGCUACGAAGAUCCUGAUGCUGCUGAGCGUGCUUGUGAUGAUAUGCACGCAAAGGACAUGAAUGGCAAGACCCUAUUUGUUGGACGUGCUCAAAAACGCAAUGAACGCCAAACUGAACUCCGACGCAAGUUCGAACAAAUGAAAAUCGAGCGCCUUAAUCGUUAUCAAGGUGUCAAUCUUUACGUUAAGAACUUGGAUGACACUAUCGAUGAUGAACGCCUUCGCAAGGAAUUCGCCCCCUACGGAACCAUCACCUCAGCUAAGGUUAUGACUGAAGGAGGUCGAAACAAGGGAGGUUUCCAGACAUCACUUGGUUUUGGUUUUGUUUGCUUUUCAUCACCGGAAGAAGCAACGAAGGCCGUGACCGAGAUGAAUGGCCGUAUCCUCGUUUCCAAGCCCCUGUACGUCGCCUUGGCUCAACGAAAAGAAGACCGCAAGGCACAGCUUGCUUCGCAGUACAUGCAGCGAAUGGCUGGUAUGCGUAUGCAACAAAUGGGUCAGAUGUUCCAACCGGGUGGUCCAGGUUAUUUCAUGCCCGCUCCCAUUCAGCCUCAACGCUUCUACACGCCAGCUCAGAUGGCACAAUUCCGUGCUACUCCUCGCUGGUCGGCUCAGCCUCAGGUUCGCCCGACUGCCCAACUUAACCAACAAGGUGCCGGAUAUCCCGUUUCAGCUCAGUACCGUGGCGGAGUGCCGCCACGCGGUCAGCCCCCGGUCGUCCGUUCCAUGCAGUCAGCUCGUCCCAUCACUGGUCAGCAGCCGAUGGUGCCGCAAGGAAUGCCUGGCCGUUCGAUGGGUAUGCCCUCAGGCGGACCCGUCAUGCCUCAACCCCGCCCCGGAUUCAAGUUUACUCCAGCAAUGCGAAACCCGCCCAGCCAAGGUUCCUUGCCUUCGAACGCCAUGGGUGGAUCGGCUGCCGGUGGAAUGCAACAAGCCCUCGUCGUCCAAGGACAGGAGCCGUUGACCGCAUCCAUGUUAGCUUCUGCCGCUCCCAAUGAUCAGAAGCAAAUGCUUGGAGAACGUUUGUUCCCUCUUAUUCAGCGCAUGUAUCCGGAUAUGGCUGGAAAGAUCACCGGCAUGUUGUUGGAGAUCGACAAUUCGGAGCUGUUGCACAUGUUGGAACACAACGAAUCACUCAAAGCCAAGGUGGAUGAGGCUGUCGCCGUACUUCAGGCUCAUCAAGCUAAACAAGUGGCUGCUGCAGUUGCAUCAGUUGUUCAACCGAAGGAGGAAUAAAGAAGAAAGAAAUUUAAAACAAAAAUUCACAAAAAAAUGGCAAAACUUCAAAAAAUCCACAAAAGUUUUUUUUUUUUCUUCGUCUACGACACGGAGUUAUAACGCAACUCUUCUUUUCUGUUCUACUUUUUCUGUCUUAAUCUUGAUGUCAUCGACCACCUUUGAAGAAAACCUCCUGGUCGCCCAGCCUUCUUUAUUUUUCGCUUAUUCUAUCCCUUCUUUUUCUUUAUUUUCCGUUUCUUUCUUGAUCAUUAUUUUCCUCUUUUCAUUUGUAAUCCCAUUCAGGUUGUGGGUUAUACUUCAAAUUACAAUUUCUUCUUGUACUGGUAUAAUUCCGAAAUACAAGACAUGGGUUUCAGGCUAAAAA